Messenger RNA from Purpureocillium takamizusanense, 774 nucleotides. RefSeq lists its product as uncharacterized. Bases 1 to 774 code for a protein of 257 amino acids. The transcript has 6 exons. NCBI's taxonomy places the organism in Eukaryota, Fungi, Ascomycota, Sordariomycetes, Hypocreales, Ophiocordycipitaceae. The record is from RefSeq and is a predicted model, not a curated record.
AUGGCCAAGUGGUGCUUCAACCUGGGGAUAAGCCUGAAACGGGUCGAGGUCAUCGAGGACGACGAGAGCGAAAUCGUCGAGGCCGUCCGUCGCAUGAGUGACCGCUACGACUUUGUCGUGACAAGCGGCGGCAUCGGACCAACUCAUGACGACAUUACCUACCAGUCCAUCGCCAAGGCCUUCCACCUGCCCCUCAAGCUGCAUCGGGAAUCCUUCGACCGGAUGAAGCGCAUGUCCAAGCCGCACCCCUCGCAGCCCAACUUCAGCUGGGACGUCGACUCGCCCGCCCUCAAGGCCAAGCUGCGCAUGGUCGAGCUGCCCACCGACGAGGCCCGCGACCUCAGCUCCCAGUUCCUGUUCCCGGUCGAGGAGCUCUGGGUCCCCGUGUCCAUCGUCAACGGGAACGUGCACAUCCUGCCCGGCGUGCCCAAACUGUUCGUCAAACUGCUAGACGGCCUGAAGCCCCACGUCAUCCCGCGCCUCGUCGAUCCCGAGGCCAAGGGCGCGGUCCGCAUCCUGAUAUCGACCCCGCUGGCCGAGAGCGAAGUCGCCGCCUUCCUGACCCAGCUGGCCGCCAAGGUCGAGCCCAAGGGCGUCAAGGUCGGCAGCUACCCGCGCUGGGGCCAAUCGCGAAACACCGUCACCCUCGUCGGCAGGGACCGGGCCUACUUGGAGAGCCUCGUCGCGGAGGUGGAGGAGAACGUCCGGGGGAGGCGGGUCGCGGCCGAGGGCGAGGACGACGAGCCCGGAUCUGAGACGGACAAGGAUGCGUGA